This is a messenger RNA of Polyodon spathula (Mississippi paddlefish), 1659 nucleotides long. Its product is annotated as homeobox protein Nkx-3.1-like. NCBI's taxonomy places the organism in Eukaryota, Metazoa, Chordata, Actinopteri, Acipenseriformes, Polyodontidae. Gene Ontology annotation, biological process: cell differentiation; regulation of transcription by RNA polymerase II. Gene Ontology annotation, cellular component: nucleus. Gene Ontology annotation, molecular function: RNA polymerase II cis-regulatory region sequence-specific DNA binding; DNA-binding transcription factor activity, RNA polymerase II-specific. The coding region runs from base 123 to 824 and encodes 233 amino acids. The record is from RefSeq and is a predicted model, not a curated record. The transcript has 2 exons.
UAAAAGUAAACGUUUAAAGACACAUAGUUUUAGGGGAAGUAAAUAAAGGCGUACUUUUGUCUGGAAGACAUUGAUUUUUAUGUGUGGAGAAGACAAAAUCGAGGAAACGUGUGUCAGGAAAGAUGUCAGCUUGUGUCAGACCUUUGACGUCUUUUCUCAUCCAAGACAUUUUGGCAAACAGGGAAGACGAUACGUUUUUCCCCAAAACCUGCAGCAACCGGCUGGAAGAAUUGAAAACUAUUAGAGAAGAGCGCUCUGCCGCUCUAGGCGCAAAGUUACCUUUUGGGGCGUUUGAGCGGAGUGGAGAAAACGAGAAGAAAGAAGUGUCAGAAAUUGUCCAGGAUUUUAGCAAGGUUAUAAAAACCGACUCGGAAGAAAUGACCGUAACAGCAGCAGGCGCGUCGCCGCCUCUCGAAGGGAAAGAAUGGAACAGAUCGUCCUUUCCCAGUACACCAGACCAAGGGAGCCAAGGCGUGUCCGCCAAACAGAAGCGCUCCAGGGCCGCCUUCACUCACCUGCAGGUGCUGGAGCUCGAGAACAAGUUCAGCCACCAGAAGUACCUGUCGGCCCCGGAACGAGCCCACUUAGCACACAGCCUCAAACUAACCGAGACCCAGGUCAAGAUCUGGUUCCAGAACAGAAGGUACAAAACCAAGCGGAAGCUGCUGACCGCUGAGUGCGGUAUGGACCCCCUCCAAAAGCAAUCACCGUUCCUGCCCACAGAGGAUCAGAUCAGAGCGUCCCUGCUAAAAUCAAUGUACAAAGCCUACCAUUAUCACCCAUACCUCUACGGAAUGAGCGUCUGGAGCCCUGCCGCGUGGUGAAAUCGCUGUCCAGUUGAACUUGUGUUUCAUUAACGAAUACAAGUAGUAAUCUAUACCAGCCUAAACAUACUCUGUGUUGCUCUUUACCUGUUUUGUCAAUUAUAUUGUCGGUUUACCUGAUCUAAAUGCAUGCAUUCCUCUAUAGAAUAAGGUUUUAGUUUUUUUUUGUUUGUUUUGUUUUUUGUUUUUUUUUUUUUCAAAAGACUGUAUUAAUUGUAUUUGAUGUGAGCUCGCAACCGAUUGUUUGCACUUACAUUAAGGUUUGGAUAAUAAGUUCUUGAAGUUUUUUUUGCAUUUUAAGGAAGCAGUCGUUUUAACAACAUCAUUUCUAAUAUGAAAUGCUAUUUAUGUUCUGCACAACCGUACACGUAACUGCUACACAAUGAGUUAAAUGUAUUUAUUUAAGCAAUAAUUGACCAAAGGCUGUUAUACAGAUUUGGAGGAAGACAGCUUUUCUAUAUUAGAAAUAUUUAUCAAGCUGAAGGUUUGUUUUAAAAACCAAUAUUUAAUAUUUUAUUUUUAAUUUUUAAGCUUUUCAACUUGCAAGCUGCGUUAUCUGCUGGGGAUUAGUUGUGCACACACACGUGUGUGUGUUUACACUAAAUCGGCCGCUAUUGAAUAUUACCGUACUAUUGGACCAAAUUAUUAUUUGUUUAUCCUGCUUGUAAUACUUGUAACAUGUUUGUUCAUGGCUAAAUCCGGGGUAUUUUCGUGUACAAAAUAUAGCGAAAGUCGUCUAUCACAUGUAGCGUCUACCCCUUCUAAGUUUUGUAAUUAGGAAUGGUACGUGUUUUGUACAAGCUCUUUGUAAUAUAUUGGGUUUUUUUUAAGUGUG